This is a messenger RNA of Anguilla rostrata (American eel), 1249 nucleotides long. Its product is annotated as basement membrane proteoglycan-like. Bases 104 to 1249 code for a protein of 381 amino acids. The transcript has 5 exons. The record is from RefSeq and is a predicted model, not a curated record. Lineage: Eukaryota; Metazoa; Chordata; Actinopteri; Anguilliformes; Anguillidae.
CAUAAAGGGGGAGGAGCCUGCCUGCGUGGAAAAUUAUGAAAAGCAUAACUGCCCCGACAGCUUUGCUCUUUCAAGCUGAAAUAUUCCGUCUGAGGCUGGAGAGAUGAGAUUCACUGCAGCUCUGCUGGGCCUCGUCUGGGUUUACGGUGUGUGCAGGUCCUCGGCACAGUCUGAGGUGAAGGAGCUGAAAUGCAUUGUGGGAGACGCGGUCUCUUUGCCAGCCGCUGUGAAAAAGAAUGGACUGUUUUUGAAGAACGGCAGCCAGAUUGCCAGAGUGGUGAGAUACGUCCCUUACCUCACUGUGACGGGCAGACUGCAGUGGAACAGCAGCACUGGGGUCCUCUCCAUCACACAGCUGAAGAAGGAGGACUCCGGGGAGUAUGUAGUCCAGAACAUGGAUAAGCAUGAGGUCCUAGUGUCCGUAUACCAGCUGAGUGUGUACGAUCCAGUACCCAGACCACAGGUGUCCAGCAGGAACAAGAUGAAACCCAACUGUAGUGUGCUGUGCUCUGUGGAGAAUGGGAAAGAGGUCACCCUGUCCUGGCACAGAGAGGGGCAGACACUGUCCCACACCAGCAGCCCUAAUUUCAGCUCCCCCCUGUCCCUCCCUCUGGAGAUAGAAACGAACAGCGCCCCCUACAGCUGCGUGGCAACAAAUCCUGUCAGUAAUAAGACUGUCACAGUCAGACCUGAAGAGCACUGCUUCGAUCCAGUACCCAGACCACAGGUGUCCAGCAGGAACAAGAUGAAACCCAACUGCAGUGUGCUGUGCUCUGUGGAGAAUGGGAGAGAGGUCACCCUGUCCUGGCACAGAGAGGGACGGACACUGUCCCACACCAGCAGCCCUAAUUUCAGCUCCCCCCUGUCCCUCCCUCUGGAGAUAGAAGAGAACAGCGCCCCCUAUGGCUGCAUGGCAGCAAACCCAGCCAGCAAUGAGACUGUCACAGUAAGACCUGAAGAGCACUGCUUCGAUCCAGUACCCAGACCGCAGAUGUCCAGCAGAAACAAGAUGAAACCCAGCUGCAGUGUGCUGUGCUCUGUGGAGAAUGGGAGAGAGGUCACCCUGUCCUGGCACAGAGAGGGGCAGACACUGUCCCACACCAGCAGCCCUAAUUUCAGCUCCCCCCUGUCCCUCCCUCUGGAGAUAGAAACGAACAGCGCCCCCUACAGCUGCGUGGCAACGAACCCUGUCAGUAAUAAGACUGUCAUCGUCAGACCUGAAGAGCACUGCUUCGGUGAGAAACUGUGA